Arctia plantaginis is the source of this 228-nucleotide messenger RNA. The record is from the annotation of a GenBank genome assembly. Lineage: Eukaryota; Metazoa; Arthropoda; Insecta; Lepidoptera; Erebidae.
AUGGAAAUCUCUACAGAGUAUCUCACACCACAGUACAAAGUACAGUUUCGGUAUGGUAAACCGUCGGGCGUGAAGAUACAAGGCAAGGAGCACUUCGACAAAUCGCCCAACCACGCCAAUACUGUGUCGUCAGCAGAGCCCGAGGCUCGGGGCGGAGCGCCCGCCCCCGCACACGACCCGUACUUGUCUCCAAAUUGGACCCGGGGCUCUAAUGGGGCUCAGGGAUAG